Messenger RNA from Recurvomyces mirabilis, 1377 nucleotides. RefSeq lists its product as uncharacterized. Gene Ontology annotation, cellular component: nucleolus; mitotic spindle; chromosome, centromeric core domain. Bases 1 to 1377 code for a protein of 458 amino acids. Gene Ontology annotation, molecular function: microtubule site clamp; protein binding. The transcript is spliced from 3 exons. The record is from RefSeq and is a predicted model, not a curated record. NCBI's taxonomy places the organism in Eukaryota, Fungi, Ascomycota, Dothideomycetes, Mycosphaerellales, Teratosphaeriaceae. Gene Ontology annotation, biological process: meiotic sister chromatid segregation; attachment of mitotic spindle microtubules to kinetochore.
AUGGCUGCGCGCACGGCUCUGCUCGAGGCAGGCGCGUCUGCCAGCGAUGAUGACCUAGCAACCGCUGCGGCAAAUGGAACACGCAGGGGUGUGAAGGGCACAUCGAGCAUGCAGAAAGCCGCCGCCACCAAAACCGCAACCAAGCGCAAAGCCGCGUCAAAACAGUCUCGUCAGGUGUUAAAGGAUCGCACGAACAUGCAGAGCGACGCAGAGGACUUUGACGAUGACGAUGAGGUUGCGAAGCCGAAGCAGAAACGUGCGAAGACUGCCGCCGCCAAGAAGCCAAAAGCGAAGGAGACAUUGGGCGUGAUACCGGAAACACAAAUGAAUGCCGAUGACAUUGAGGAAUCCAUUGAGAUCGACGGCGACCUCGACAUCGCACAAGCGCCUACGCAACAGCUACGACCCAUUCAGCGAGCACGAUCAACAUCUGUGCAACUUCUUGCACCUCGCGCCAGCGCACGAUCAGUUUCUGCGCAGCCUGGGUACCCCGUUGCACGCGAGCGAAGUGGAAGUGCUAGUGGCACUGAGCGCGAGCGAAGAGGCGGCGAUCCAGAGCUGCGACGGAAGCUCAACGACAUGACAAACAAGUACGACAACAUUAAUCUGAAGUACCAGAAUUUGCAGGAGAUCGGCAAAAGCAAUGCCGAGUCAAACUUCGAGAGGCUUAAGCGUGCGUCUGAUGAGAAGGCGAAGGAUGCGAACGCGCUCAUCGUGUCUCUUAAGAAGGAGAUUGCGGAGCUGCGCAAGAGUACGACAAACAGCUCUGAGUCUGCCGGUCUUCAAAAACAGAUCUCUACCCUGUCCACCGCCAAUGAGAAGCUUUCGAAUGACUCUGCAACAUUCAAGGGGAAGCUGCAGACCUCGCAAAACGAAGUGAAGUCACUGGAAGCGAAGCUAGUGGCAGCACGACAGCAGGUGGCAAAUAGCGCCACUCAGGAAAGUAAGACAAGCGCCUCUCAGACAGCGGCGAGCCGGAGUGUUGGACCCAACUCGACGGAUGCCUUGAAAGAGGCUAAAAUGAAGGAGAAUCUGUACUCAGACUUGACUGGUCUCAUCAUUCGUGGCGUGAAGAGGAAGGAUGGCGAAGACGAGUACGACUGUAUCCAGACCGGUCGUAACGGAACCCUCCACUUCCAUCUUUCGGUAGCCAACGACGCCGCCAUCGCCAACCCCAAGACUCCGACAGGCUUGUCAUACGAAGAAGCCGAGUUCGCAUACGAGCCCUUCCUCGACGAGUCUCGGGAUCACGAACUCAUCGAGAUCCUCCCCGAUUACUUGGCUGAGGAGAUAUGCUUCCCGCGAGUUCAUGCUGUCAAAUUCUACGUCAAGGUCGUUGAGAGCAUGACCAAGAGGAUUGUUGUCGAAGAGGAUUGA